AUGAGCAGCAGCAGCAUCGUCGCCUGCCCAAUUUGCAACAAGAGCGUGCCUGAGUGGUACAUGAACGACCACCUGGAUCGCGAGGUCGCCAGUGUCAAAACGACCACGCUCUGGCUCCCAGCACUUAUCCAGACCGCCCGCGUUGAUUCACUCGCAGUCACUGCAGUCGCCGAAGCAAGCCGAUCCCUCCCUUUGGCCGAACGCCUGCGUCCCAUGUCGCUUGACACGUUUGUCGGGCAGCAAGACCUUGUUGGCCCUACAGGGAUGCUGCGGCGUAUCAUUGAAAAUGACCAGGUCACAUCUAUGAUCUUCUGGGGCAACCCCGGGCUGGGCAAAACCACGCUAGCACGCAUCAUUGCCCGGCGCACCAAAGCCGUGUUCAAGGAGAUGAGUGCUGUAACGCAGAACACAUCUGAUGUGAAGAAGGUCAUUGAGGAGGCUGGCAACAUUAACAGGCUGGCAAGGAAGCGCACCAUCCUGUUUCUCGACGAAAUCCACAGGUUCAACAAGGCUCAGCAGGACGUGUUUCUGCCGUAUCUCGAGCGCGGCCAGAUCACCUUGAUCGGGGCCACCACGGAGAAUCCAUCAUUCAAGCUCAAUAGCGCGCUGCUGAGCCGCUGCCGCGUGUUCCGCCUUGGUAACCUUACUGGAAGACGACAUCGACUGAAGCAAGAGGACCUCGGUGAAACGCAGGCAGGCCUGGACAACGAGGUGGCCAAGUACGUGGCUUCUGUCAGCGAUGGCGAUGCCCGUCCGAAGAGCACUUUUGACUUGAUCUCGGCCCUCCACAAGAGCGUGCGUGGCAGCGACGCCAAUGCCGCUCUGUACUGGCUUGGCCGCAUUCUGGCUGGAGGCGACGACCCGCUGUACGUUACACGGCGCAUGAUCCGCAUGGCCUCCGAGGACAUUGGCCUCGCAGAUAACAACGCAUUGCCGCUGGCUGUAUCGGCAUUCCAUGCGUGCCAGGCGAUAGGAAUGCCCGAGUGCGAUACGAUUUUGGCCCACUGCAUUACAUAUUUGGCCAGGGCUCCGAAAAGCGUCGAGACGUACAAGGCAUACAAGAGAGUCAAGGCGACGCUGCAGGACGAGAACCCAUGGCCUGUGCCGCUACAUUUACGCAACGCGCCGACGACUAUGAUGAAAAACAUGGGGUACAGCUUGGGAUACAAGUAUAACCCAGACUACGAAGGGCCUGUGGACCAGAUUUACUUGCCAGACAGUAUGAAGGACCGCAACUUCUUCACAGACGGAAGCUAGGAUAAAGACAUUUGGCGCUUCUCUGAUACGACAGAGAUGUAGAGCUAAAGGAGGGACGGGCUUAAAUACAC
Molecule: messenger RNA, 1328 nt
Organism: Linderina pennispora
Lineage: Eukaryota; Fungi; Kickxellomycota; Kickxellomycetes; Kickxellales; Kickxellaceae
Product: P-loop containing nucleoside triphosphate hydrolase protein
Exons: 5
Coding region: 1-1257 (418 amino acids)
Biological process (GO): regulation of DNA repair; DNA-templated DNA replication
Cellular component (GO): nucleus
Molecular function (GO): DNA binding; ATP hydrolysis activity; enzyme activator activity
Source: RefSeq, a predicted model, not a curated record